AUGACCUUUGAGGCUAGCGAUUCUCUUCAAAGCCUCCCAAAUUUAUUCAAUGCAUUAGAUAGUGUUCUCAGUAUACACUAUGCAAGCAGUAUAACUGUUCCAAAGGUUCAUGACUUGUGUGAGAAGGCUACUCGCCUCACGAAAAGACGGGUAGAUAUAAAUACCAUAGAACAAAUACUAGGCUAUGAUCUGCAGGUGUACCAAAUAAUAUACUUUGGCUCAAACUCUUUCGACUAUGGUAUGUGUAGUCCAAAGGGAUUGUCUCCACUUCAAUUUGGUGCUUUGCUACCAAGCCGCAGAAUCUCUUUCAAAGAGCGCGUUUCCUCUUUUCGUGAUGCCCCACCCAUUGUUAAGCUAUCCGAAGUAGCAGUUCCAUUCCUUGAUACAACUCAAGGUGUCUCCUUGGGCAGGCUAGCUAGUACAUCAUUGAAGAGACAAGGUAAUUCCCUGUGUCUCGUCACCAAAUCACCCAAAGAUACUCGCAUUUCAUCGAAAAGUAUCCUGAGCCUAACGGAAAAUUCUGCACUUCAUUCGUGUUUGGUUGAAGGACUCUCGCUAAUAGAGCGCAUAAAACAAAAGGAAAGAAAAAACAAAUUAAACUCACUGGGUAAUACAAUCAAAGAAAACCACGUACGCUAUAUCAGAAGUAAGGUUCCUGUGGUGUACGAUAUACUUUAUGAAUUGACUCUGAUGAAUGCAGGUGAACAAAAACCUUUCAAAACUGUUCCCACAAGAAAGUUGAUAUCGAUCAUUAAAGACUCACUCUCGUACUCAAUGACUGAUGAAGAAAUCAGUGACACUAUCCAUGAAAUAGCACGUGUCCUACAAGAUAAGGUAAAAGUUAUACAGGUUGGUGAAAUCCAUGCAAUCAAGAUAUUUCCUCUAAACCGCAACCAAGAUUUAGAUAAGAUCAACAAAACGGAUUAA
Messenger RNA from Metschnikowia bicuspidata var. bicuspidata NRRL YB-4993, 927 nucleotides. RefSeq lists its product as uncharacterized. The transcript has 2 exons. Lineage: Eukaryota; Fungi; Ascomycota; Pichiomycetes; Serinales; Metschnikowiaceae. The record is from RefSeq and is a predicted model, not a curated record. Bases 1 to 927 code for a protein of 308 amino acids.